Molecule: messenger RNA, 1766 nt
Organism: Esox lucius (northern pike)
Lineage: Eukaryota; Metazoa; Chordata; Actinopteri; Esociformes; Esocidae
Gene: pnocb
Product: prepronociceptin b
Exons: 5
Coding region: 895-1674 (259 amino acids)
Biological process (GO): sensory perception; chemical synaptic transmission; neuropeptide signaling pathway
Cellular component (GO): axon terminus; plasma membrane; neuronal cell body
Molecular function (GO): opioid receptor binding
Source: RefSeq, a predicted model, not a curated record
AAGACCGUAGGUCUACAGGAGGUAGUGUUGAUGAAGACUGUAGUUCUAUAAGAGGUAGUGUUGAUGAAGACUUUAGUUCUACAGGAGGUAGUGUUGAUGAAGACUGUAGUUCUACAGGAGGUAGUGUUGAUGAAGACUGUAGUUCUUCUGGAGGUAGUGCUGAUGAAGACUGUAGUUCUACAGGAGGUAGUGUUGAUGAAGACUGUAGUUUAUUCUGGAGGUAGUGUGGAUGAAGACUGUACAUCUACAGAAGUAGCUUUGAUUAAUAUUGAUCCCCUUUCUGAACUGAGAUAGCAGAACUGUCCUUUCAUCAGAUCUCCUCUCCUUUCCUCAGAUCUCCUGUUGUCUCUUCAGCUCUCCUCUCCUCCAUCCCUUGUUGUGGAUUGUUUGUGUGUUGAGGUAGCAACCCAGAGUCCUCUGAGGUGUCACUGUGCCACAGGGACGUAAUGCUUGUUUUCCAUGUCUGAAUGACUCUGGUUUUCCUGCUCAGAUGGAGGGGUUUCAUUGCGGUUAACUGUGGAGACAACAGGAAUCCAGUCUGUAGAUACAGUUUCUCACGGAUGGCGUGUUAGUUCUACAUGUCAUUUCUUUGCAUCUUGGAAAUAAGAGUGACGUGGGCUUUGCUAUGUGAGUAGUGAGGGGUGGGGGACGGGGUGAGGCGUGGGGUUCUGUAGGGGUGUUUCACUAUAAGAACCCAGGGAGGGAGAGCACACACUCAGUUGAUUCAGUGAAACUCUCCAAACCUAAAGGAUAUCACGCACAGACACAGCUACUCUACUGCAGCCUGAAGAGACGCAGGGAUUUAUAACACACAGCACCCUGCACCCCCUGUCCUACAACCUCAACCUGUCCAUCCGUCCCGCCGCCCGCCAGUCUGUCCCUCCGUCAGCAGUCAUGAAGCCAGCCCUGUGGAGCAUGCUGCUACUGGUGUGUCUGUCCUCCCCUGGACGGAGUGACUGUCAGGGGGACUGCCUGGCCUGUGUCCCCCUUCUCCCUCCACCCCUCCCCCAGACCCUGGGCCAGGAGCAAGGCUUCAACACACUGGUAUGUUUGCUGGAGUGUGAGGGUCAACUCUCCCCUGCUCUUUCCUGGGAGCUUUGCCAGCGAGCCACGCUGCCCCACUACCCCCUCUCGCCAGAGGGAGGCAGUGUGUCAAAGAGAGCAGAGGAAGCAUUGUCCUUAAACAUGGUCCCUGGAGAUCUGGAGUCGGACGGCAAACUGCUCUACUCCGCAGCCAUGGAGCGCUACCAGCAAGACGGAGAGGACCAGGAGGAGGGCGCUCUGGAGCGCAGCGACGCCAACUACGACUCCUACGGCUCCACGGAGAACUCCCUGGCUCUGGAGGACCGGGAGGAGGAGGACCGGAGGAGGAGGAGCCAUGGGGAAGACACGGAAGAGGAGGCCGUGGUCCAGCUGACCAAGCGCUUCGGCGGCUUCCUGAAAGGUCGCCAUGGCUACAGGAAGUUGAUGGGCGGGCCGGUGGGGCGUCCACUCCAGAAGCGCCUCGGGGGUUUCAUUGGGAUCAGGAAGUCGGCCAGGAAGUGGAACAACCAGAAGAGGGUGAGUCAGCUCCUCCGCCAGUACCUGGAGAUGACCAGCAGCCGUACGUCUGGCCGGGCCGGGAGGUUCUCAAACCCUGGAGCGGGGCCCAGGAGGCAGCACAAGCGUCUGUAGCGUGUCUGGACGGCCAUCUUCCUCCUCCCCAUCCUCUCCCAUCCUCCCCUCUCUUCCUUUCGCAUCUCCUCCCCCUCUCCACUAUCCCAUUC